UUUUUGGGUUGAAAUUUUUUCACCGGGAUCAAAAGAGAGUUACAACUUAUUGAAAGCUAUAGCUAUAUAAUUAACUAGUAUAAUUCAUUUUAUAAUUCAAUAAGGUUCUUUUAAUUAAAGUGGUGGUAUAACUAUUCAAAAAGAUUGUAUCCAUUUAUUCACAAGUAUAGAAUUCAUAGAAGAAAUUAUAAAAAAAAGUUGUCAUGAGUAGUAGAGCCUUCACCAUCACCGCCGUCAUUGCUACAGCAGUUGUCGGAUAUGCUGUAUAUUUUGAUUAUCAAAGAAGAAAUUCAGCUGAAUUUAGAAAAUCAUUAAGGAAGAAGGCUAAUGCUCAAAAGAAAAAAUCAGAACAAUUAGCUGAACAAGGUAAACAAUUAAAAGUUGAUGCUGUUAAAAAGGCUCUUGAAGAAGAUUUAGCAUCAAAUCCAUUACCAACUGAAAUUGAAGAAAAGGAAUCUUUCUUCAUGCAACAAGUUGCUUUAGGUGAACAAUUGGCCAUUAAAGAAGCCACCAAGAUUGAAGCUGCUCUUUGUUUCUAUAAAGCUUUAGCUGUUUAUCCAAAUCCUACUGAUAUAUUAGGUAUUUAUCAAAGAUCAGUUCCAGAAGAUGUUUAUGAACUUGUGGUAAUGAUGAUUUCUAUUAAUCCUCCAGCAUCUGUGGCCAAUAUCUUAGGCUCUGAUUCUGCUUCUGCUGUUCCAGAAUCUAAACCAUCUGAAGCUGAUUUAGAUUAGAUUUGUCACUCAUGUUACGUUUAAUGAUAUCUACUGUUACUAUUAAUAUCACCAUUCCACGUUUUGAAAUCAUUUGAAAAAAGCCCUUUUAACCCUUUUUAUUGUACAUAAUAUUUAAUACACUUUCUUUCUAUAUAAUUAGAAUCCAAUUCGUCCACUUUCAGUAUAUAAAUAACUAUUAA
Scheffersomyces coipomensis is the source of this 913-nucleotide messenger RNA. RefSeq names its product Tom20p (gene TOM20). Gene Ontology annotation, cellular component: mitochondrial outer membrane; mitochondrial outer membrane translocase complex. The transcript has a single exon. Gene Ontology annotation, molecular function: transmembrane protein transporter activity. Bases 204 to 731 code for a protein of 175 amino acids. The record is from RefSeq and is a predicted model, not a curated record. Lineage: Eukaryota; Fungi; Ascomycota; Pichiomycetes; Serinales; Debaryomycetaceae. Gene Ontology annotation, biological process: protein import into mitochondrial matrix; tRNA import into mitochondrion; protein targeting.